Molecule: messenger RNA, 1041 nt
Organism: Adineta ricciae
Lineage: Eukaryota; Metazoa; Rotifera; Eurotatoria; Adinetida; Adinetidae
Source: the annotation of a GenBank genome assembly
AUGAAUUCACUUCUAUCGGUAUUUGGAUCCAAUUCAUCAACGGAUACAUCUGCCAUAGAUACGUGCCCAACGUCAGCCAAUUCAGCUCAGUUUGUUCGUGACACUCAAGCAUUCCUCCUUCUACUUUCUCAUUGUGAAGAAAUCGGUUGGUCAUCGAUUCGUUUAAUUCCAUCUGAUGGUUCAAUUUUGACCAUUCAUCAUACAUACAUUGAUCUUGGAGAUCGCACACAUGAUUUAUAUAUCGAUAUACCACAACGUUGGCCUAAUGAACGGCCAUGUUGCCGUACAUAUAUUCCUGUUGAAUUUACUAUUGAAACAUGGUGUCCGAAAACAAGCCGUCUAAUAGAAAUUUUAAUGAACUUCCAUUCAACUAUCGAUAGUCUACAAAUAUUUUGGACACAAUUAAAUGAAUUGGAACGUGAUGCAAUUGUCUUAGAUGAAAAACCAAUACCAUAUUCUUCGACUAGCAGACGAUUGAAGAUCAACGACAAUGUUCACGUACAAGUUCAGAUCGAUCCAUACAACCCGUCGGCGUUUCCUUCACUGAUCUUUUACGGUCCAUCAAUGCUCAUUCGUUCGUUUGAUGAACGUCUCGAACAGAAUCGUCAUCAUUGGAACGAAGCACAUUCGAAUAUCAUAUUGAAUCUUGAACACAUAUUAGAUAUCACUUUUCCGACGAAUCUUUUCCUUCGGUCAAAGUCUCAAUCAAACGAAGAUCAACAACAAGAAUGUGGCAUAUGUUAUGAGUCCACAGUUGAUCAACAGAAUAGUUCAAUUAUCUAUUGCGAAACAGCCAAUUGUUAUAAGCAAUAUCACGAAAAAUGUUGGAAAAGCUGGUUACGAAAAAAAGUUCCCCAACGUAAUACUUGCAAUGUCUUAGAUAUCGUCGUUGACGAACGAAUCAAUACCACAGCAACGGCGAGCGGACCUUGUCUUUUCUGUAAACGUAAUAUCAUUUCCAAAUCGAUGGGUAAUACACCAGCAGCAAUACCAAUUUAUGUUUCUGUUGUUAUUUAUGGCGAUUACGACGAGAUACUUUGA